UAACUCUCCACCGUUGUCUACCGCAACUUCUAUUUCAAUAUCUUCGCGUUCUCGAUACGAACAACAGCCUUUAUUCACUUCUCCUAAUUCUCCUAAAAUGACUACCCAUCCAACUUUACCUCCCAUUAGUGCUCUUUCGUGUGACUUUUUACCACCAUUAUUGUCUUCAAGUCAACAAGGAACUAGUUCUUUUAAUUAUAGAAAUCAAACAAAUGUUGACAGGCAAGACCACUCAAGAUACAUGAGUGGCGGUGGUAACGGUGGUGGUUUACUCUUAAGUUCUCAGUCGGCUCCUUCCACACCUUAUCCUGCGUCACCUUAUCCUUCAUAUUUGACGUCGCCUCUACAAACUCAACCACCUCCUAUUCCACAACAACCUUAUUAUCAAUCACAGCAACCACAAAGAUCCCCUCCUACUUCAUAUUAUCCUCAACAAAAUUAUUCCACUUCUUAUCCUCCAGCCUAUCAACGACAAUCAUCGCCUUCUCCGGUUCAACCAUCACGCAGGCAGCAGCAUCAUCCAUCUCAUUAUGCACCUUAUAGUGUACCUCAAAUUUCACCACAGAAUACUCAUUCUCAUCCACCUUUUCCACAACAAACACAACCUUCUUCACAUAUACAACAACAUGGUAUUCCACCUAUACGUCCUUUUCAAAGAAGUCAUACAUCUCAAACUGUUAUAUCAGAACCUUUUGUAACAGUUACUCCAGAAUUAAAUAAUAGGCCGCCUAGACGGCGUAGAAGACCUCCAUUUUCUUAUUCAUCAUUAAUUGCUCAAGCUAUUUUGGAUUCUCCGGAUAGAAGAUUAACUUUACGUGAAGUUUAUCAAUGGAUAAUGGAACGUUAUCCACAAUUAUACAAAGCUGAUGAUACUGGUUGGCAG
This is a messenger RNA of Racocetra persica, 883 nucleotides long. Lineage: Eukaryota; Fungi; Glomeromycota; Glomeromycetes; Diversisporales; Gigasporaceae. The record is from the annotation of a GenBank genome assembly.